This is a messenger RNA of Helianthus annuus (common sunflower), 609 nucleotides long. RefSeq names its product protein FAM133A-like. NCBI's taxonomy places the organism in Eukaryota, Viridiplantae, Streptophyta, Magnoliopsida, Asterales, Asteraceae. Bases 1 to 609 code for a protein of 202 amino acids. The transcript has a single exon. The record is from RefSeq and is a predicted model, not a curated record.
AUGAAAGAAGCGGCGUAUGCUGAGGAGUUGAAAGUUCUUGCAGAGUUCAAAAACACAAAGAAUGAGUGGUAUGUGAAAGAAACUGGGAGAAGACGCAGAAAGGCGACUCCUAUAGUUCAACAGGGUGAAGGAUCGUCAUCAAAACCUAGAAAGAAGCAAAAGAAAGCAACAACAAUAUCUUUGAUUGAUGAACCGGAAGAAGAUAAUCCGGUGGUUACUGCAGAAAAGGAACAAGUGGCAGCUACUGAAGAUGAUCCAUUUAAUACUGAUGUAUUGUUUGAUACUGAAGUUUUAGAAACAGGGCCAGAAAUUGUUGCUAAUGUUGAACAAGUUGUAAAUGUUGAAAGUCAGAAAGAGAAAGAAAAGAUUGUUGAAGACAUUGAAGGAGACCAUGUAGAUAAGAGUACAACAAGUUCAUCAAGUUCUUCAGAUGAUGGUAUUGACGAGAUUGAAAGUCGAAAAAGAAUUCAAGAAGAGAUAGAAAAAGAGAAGCUGUUAAGAAAGAGAAAGAGACAGGAAAAGGACGAUGAUGAUGUUUAUGUGCCUUCUCCAGAACAUGUCUCAGGAUCACAAUCUUCUCCAAGAGUUAGAAAGAAAGCUGGAGGUUGA